Molecule: messenger RNA, 3063 nt
Organism: Eriocheir sinensis (Chinese mitten crab)
Lineage: Eukaryota; Metazoa; Arthropoda; Malacostraca; Decapoda; Varunidae
Product: vesicular integral-membrane protein VIP36-like
Exons: 7
Coding region: 68-1051 (327 amino acids)
Biological process (GO): endoplasmic reticulum to Golgi vesicle-mediated transport; endoplasmic reticulum organization; Golgi organization
Cellular component (GO): COPII-coated ER to Golgi transport vesicle; Golgi membrane; endoplasmic reticulum-Golgi intermediate compartment
Molecular function (GO): D-mannose binding
Source: RefSeq, a predicted model, not a curated record
CGAUAAUCUGUCAACGGUGUGUGUGUGUGUGUGUGAGUGCGUCAGCUGAGAGGCCGAGGCCCCCACCAUGGACCUCCUGCCGCAGUGUGCCAUAGUGGUCUUCUCUCUGCUCUGCGCCUCCACCUCGGCCGGGGAAUGGAGGACGCACGAGUACAUGAUCCGGGAGCACUCCUUGGUCAAGCCCUACCAAGGCAUGGGUACUAGUAUACCUUACUGGGACUUCCUCGGGACCACCAUGGUGACCAGUAACUAUAUCAGGCUAACUGGUGAUGUUCAGAGCCAGCGAGGGGCCAUCUGGAACACAGUGGGCUGCUACUUGAGGAACUGGGAGAUGCAGAUACAUUUCAAGGUUCACGGCCGAGGGAAGGACCUGUUUGGCGAUGGCUUUGCCUUCUGGUAUGUGAAGGAACCCAUGCAGCAAGGAGAAGUGUUUGGCAGCAAGGACUACUUCAGUGGCCUGGCAGUCAUCAUGGACACCUACAGCAACCACAAUGGACCGCACAAUCAUGGUCACCCCUACAUCUCUGCAAUGGUUAACAAUGGCAGCCUUCACUAUGACCAUGAUCGGGAUGGAACCCACACUCAGCUCUCUGCUGGCUGUGUGUCCAAGUUCAGGAACCUCGACCAUGAAAGCUUCAUUUCCAUCAAAUAUGUUCAUGACACACUAACAGUUUCCACGGACAUUGAUAACAAGCAGCAAUUCAAGAAUUGCUUUUCGGUUUCUGGAGUGAAGCUCCCAGUUGGCUACUUUUUGGGUGUGUCAGCAGCUACAGGUGAUCUCACAGACAAUCACGAUAUUAUCUCCCUCAAGAUGUUUGAUCUCUCCACACCAGAUGAUGACAUAUUAGAAGAGCGUGCUGACAUUAUGCCCUCUGCUUCAUUUUUUGAGGCUCCAAGGGACCACGUAGAAGACCCUAAACCCUCCUCGCUGAGCACAGGGAAGCAGGUGUUGCUGCUGGUGGUGGGUGUAAUUCUCAUCUGCGGAUGCGUUUUCAUAGGAGGACUCUUCUACACCAAACAACAGGAGCAGCAGCGCAAGAGAUUCUAUUAAGUGGUAUCUGCAGGUGUGUGUGUGUGUGUACACAUGCAUAAUGAUGUGCCUGCAUGCAUGCAUGUUCAUACCUACACACUUGUUUGUGUGUGGUGUAUGUUCUUGAUUGUGUAUUGUAUCCCUGACAUGUUUUUACCGCAAGUUUUCAAGUUAAAUUUUUCAUUCAUGAAAUUGUAACGCAAGAUAAAAUUAGGGAAGCCAGAACAGUCUUCUCUGACACUGCUGUUUGCAGGUGUUCACAUUUUAUAACAGGGUUUUGACCAUCCACAAGUUUCACAUUCUGGUGUACUACAUAUAUUUUGGACAGUUAGGAUGUGUGUGCAUAUUCCUUGGAAAAAGGGGGGAAAUUUGUGGUAAAUGGCACAUGCUUUAUUGUUUGAUCAGGGGGCAUGUAUAGUCUUGAAGAAAGUCUUGUAGAAAACUAGAUCUGUCAGAUGAAGAUCUCAUUGUCUGGUUUGUUGUGGUGUUGCCCAUUUGACAGUAUCAUAACUCAUUGGUAUACUGCAGUCAAACAGACCAGUAUGGUAAACAACUAGCAGGUAUUUAUCAGGAUAGCAAAUCAGGACUUCCCAACUCUUCAACCCAGAUAUUCUCAGUAACGGUGCUGUGAGUAUAGAAAACACUUAAUGUUCUUUUUAAUAUGUGCUAUGUGUUUUGCUUUGUUAUUAUUCCCCAACCUGCCUCUGAAUGAAAUAGGGUGAAGAUAUUUUAUUCUUUUUAUUCAGACAAAUCCAAUGGGCCCCUUCAUGGUAAGUCUCAAUGGAUGCAACCUACCUUUAAAAAUUGAGGGACAGGAAUACUUGUUGCUGUUGGACUGAUGAUAUUGGUCUAUAGUAAUGAAAACUGACACCUGGUACUAUUUAGUUCAAUAUAGAAAACAGAUUUAGAAACAUUCAUUUUGCAUAUAUAUGUAUAAAAAUGCCAUACCUUUGUACUCUAGUCUUUUCUGUACUUGUUCUGUGGAUUUUGCAGUCUUGUUCCUGUCAAGCAAAGAUUGACAAGUUUGGUUGCACAGGAAAAAAGAAUUGUUGCAGGGAAAAUGGAAUAUAAAAAAUGAGCACAUCAAGACUUGAACUUUAACAUUGCCUGAUACUGGACGGGUUGCUCAUCAUUAACUUUCUAGUGUGUUCAUCAUGAGAUUGUCCUGGCUGGUGCCUGCUUAUGAUGAAUAAACAAUGUCAAGGCUGUAAAACGUGUAGUAGAUUAGUGUUUUGGCACAGUAAUAUUCAGCCAGCGCACCAUGCCUUUAAAGUGCCAGUGUUUCUUCCAGUGCUCCUGUAUGGAUGUAAUACAGUGAGUGCAUCACCAUGAAAAGGAAAUUCUAGAAGAUAUUCUUCUAGCUUGCUUGGAAUUUUUAUUAUUACACUGAUUAACCUGCUGUCUAAUGCUAGCGUGAUGGAUGCAGGCCAAGUUCUAAGUAUUAAUUAUUUCAUAGUAGAUUCUUGGAACUGUUACAAAUGUAAAUUAUGAUAAUUUUGUAGUUACUGUAUAUACAGCUAUUCGAUGUCUUAGUAAGAUCUGGAAAUGGGGCAUUAGCUUGUUUUACACGAUGUAAAUGUAUGUAUGCUUCGGAAUCAUUAGCAUGAUUAGGCUAUCAUUUAUAUACAUAUCAUUAUCAUUCAUUUUUUACUGCAAGCAAAACUUACAGCAAUCUGCUUUUGAAAGUAUUGCUACAGUAUCUACAUGUGGGAGUCUCCUUUUUGAAGUCAUUCAGAGAAGAAAGUGUGAUAAUUGUAGGACUCCUAUUUUAAUCAUUUCAAAUGAGAUUAUUAAACUCACUGAUAAUUCUGUCCAUAAUUCAGUACUUUAAUAUCAAUAUAAUAUGAUAAAUAUUUGCCUGCCUCAUUAGAGAUGUGUGGAAUAUUUUUUUUAUCAUCCGUAUCAAAUGAGUUUCCUGCCAGUGGUCUGGAUGGAUGUUGUCGAGAUAGUUGCUGUGACUGUGUAUGCACAAUUUUAGAGAGAAUUUCAUCUCGUAAGGAAAAGCUAGCUAUGCAAAUACACUUGAAAGAGAG